ACCAGCCUCUGCGUUUCUCCGCGCAGCCCGGCCUCGCCUCCCCUCGCCUAGCCGCCGCUCUAGUUAGGCCGCGCAGAGUAAGCGCGGGCGUCGCCGGCCGCACGUCGCCCGGGACUGGGGAGGAGGGCGCGGCAGGGGCRAGGUAGGGGACUCCGCGAGCCAGGCGGCCCUAGCAUCCCCCAAGCGCACACACCCCGGCGGUACGGGGCCGCGGCCAAGACGGAGCUCCCGGCUCGACCCCCCAGAGACCGGCAGCUACCGGGAGGCAASGCGGGGCUCCGCCGCUCGACUCCCAGCUCCGCGCACCCGGCGGCCGCGACGCGGGUUCGGGCGCCCGAGUAGCCUCCGAGCCCAUGGCCGGCAGCGACGUGGACAGCGAGGGGCCGACACAGAGGGGCGGCGCAGUGCGGCGUCCCGGGCCCCCCAGCGGGCUGGGAGGAGAGGCGGGCGCCCACUGCCCGGAGCCGCUGUCCACUGCUGAAGCGCCGGCCGAGGGCACCGCGCUGCCCGCCUGGAUGCGCCUCUACUUCUAUGGGAUGCAYGGGAUCACCCUGGACGUGCUGGUGUCCUCGGCAUGGCGCUUCGUUCGCAGCCCGGACCUCCGGAUGUUAGGCUUCUCCUCGCCCUACCGCUGUCUCCUGCACUCGCUCACCCACUUCGCCCUGGAGAAGAUCUACCUGCAGCAGCCGCGCUGCCCCAGCGCCUUCGUUUUCAAUUUCUUCCUUUACCCCUCGGCCCACGUGGGGCUGCAGACCCUGGCCAGCCAGGCACUGCUGCUCAGCCUGGGUGGCGGGCCGGGGGGCGCGGCGGCGCCGGGGGCACUUGACCUGGCGCUGCAGUACGUGCUGGCGCUCUACCACUGCCAAGUGUUCAUGAAGCGCUUCCUGCGCUUGAGAUACCGGCAGCAGCAGCAGCAGCAACAGCAGCGGAGGGGCGCCCUCCCUGCCCCUCCUGGAGCCCGAGCCCCUUCGGGAGCGAGUGGCCGGCGGCGUCGACCCCGCGGCCCCAAGGGCGCAGUAGGAGCCCCUAACCAGGGGCUACCAGACCUGCUCCGUUUUCUUUUCUUCGGAAUGCAUGGAUUUUUGGAUGAGAUCUUCUUUACCUUCUUCUUUAAUGUGCUAGGACAUGGGGACGGGGCAACCAAUGGUCACACGUCAUUGUGGUCCUUCUUUAUGUAUGGCAGCUGCAGUUUUGUGGUGGAAAAGCUCUACUUCCACCUCCACUACAGCCGCGGCUGGAGCACCUGGAAGCGGGUGCCCGUCUACGUGAUCUUCAUCUAUGCUUGGGAAUUUUCCUGGGGUCUGGGACUUCGCACAUGUGGGGCUUGUUCCUGGGACUAUUCUCACUACCCGCUCAAUUUUAUGGGUCUCAUCACCCUGAUGUAUUUACCUGGCUGGAUAUUCCUUAGUGUGUACCAGGACCUGCUUUCCAACGUGUUGUGGCGGGUGCAGUAUGUACCAACUAACUAAGACCCCGGGGGAAAUAAGAAAAAAAUAAAGAGAAGAGAAAAAGUCAUUGGAGUCCCACAAAUGGACGCAAAUUAUUUUUACACUUAAAAUGAAGUGGGUUUUUUUUUAAGUCCUUUAAUUUUUACAUACUUUACUAAACGUUUCCAAUAGAUUUUAUUCGACGUCUUAGCUUUUCUGACUACUUAGAACCUAUGUAAAAUACAAUACUUUGAAAAACUCAAAAAUAAAGUAAUUAACUCAUUGAUAUUUUAAACCUUUACAAGCCCAAACAGCAAAACCAUUAUACCUUAACAUCAGAAAGCUGUAAUACUCGGCUGGAUGUAGAUGGGUGAUAGCUGUUAAUUUUUCUUUUAUAAUAUGGAAGUUCAAACCAGAGAACAAUGAUUUUUACGGAAUUUUAAAAAUUUUUUCUGAUUUAAUAGUUUGUUUACUUGCUUUCUAAUCCAAUUUCAUUUUCACUCUUUACCAUAUUUACCAAUGAUGGUGGAAACUACAAGUCUGAUACUUCCGAAGUUGCAGUUGGUAGCUCUUUAAAGUGCCUCUGUCUUGCACACAUAAAAAGAAUUUGACAAAUGUGAAAAAAAAGAAUACUAUGAAUAUAUUUUGAAAUAAGAAAUCUUUUCUAGUAACUCAAACAGGUGACACUGUGUUAGGAUAUUUGAUCACAUCCUACAAAUGACUGUUUUCCAAUGUUUGUUAGCCUUAAUUACCAAGCGUAUCAAUGUUGAUUAGAUCCUGUAUUAUCUGUGGCUGUAUUUUUGUUACUGUGCAAUAAUGUAAAUUGUUUACCCUAUAUGUCCAAGGGCCAAGUAAAGUUAACACUACCCAAGCUUCAAGCAUAGAAACACAGUAUCUUGAAAUAAAAUGAACCUGAAUGUUCACUCUAAUAACAGUAGGCCUAAUUGUUUUCUAUGAUUAYAAAUAGAUGUUUUCAGCAUAUUUCUGUCCUGGUUCACUUGUAAACCUUUCUUUUUUCUUAUGGGCCCAGAGUUCUGGGUUAGGCCUGAUGUGGUAAUGUACUUUAUAAAUCAAUGAUAGCUCUUUGGUGAUUUGUUAAUGUCUGAAAAGUUCAAAGUUA
Urocitellus parryii (Arctic ground squirrel) is the source of this 2547-nucleotide messenger RNA. It is a transcript of the gene Tmem229a, whose product is annotated as transmembrane protein 229A. NCBI's taxonomy places the organism in Eukaryota, Metazoa, Chordata, Mammalia, Rodentia, Sciuridae. The record is from RefSeq and is a predicted model, not a curated record.